This is a messenger RNA of Juglans regia (Persian walnut), 1896 nucleotides long. RefSeq lists its product as uncharacterized. The coding region runs from base 51 to 1592 and encodes 513 amino acids. Gene Ontology annotation, molecular function: acetylglucosaminyltransferase activity. The transcript has 4 exons. The record is from RefSeq and is a predicted model, not a curated record. Lineage: Eukaryota; Viridiplantae; Streptophyta; Magnoliopsida; Fagales; Juglandaceae.
CUCUCCUCUGCCUCCUAUCUCCAUGCCCACACCUUGGAACUGAACAAGCCAUGGGAGGCAAGAACGUCAAAGCUGACAACUCUGACAAAAACUUAACUCGUUGGGACAGAAUAAGACAGCAAAUAGGCUUCAGAAGCUCCCUCACCUGGUUCUUCCUCGUUAUCUUCAUGCUUUACAUCCUCUACUCUUCCAGCCUCCUUCUCACCAGUGACCACCAAGAAUGUUCCACCUCUUUCGAUUCCUCCAUUCUUGAGCACCUUGAAGCUGUCACCAACAUCUCUUACACCGAUGAAGAGGUAGAAGAUAAAACCAUGGAGCCUGUACUUCCACAAAGAUCCCAACGCUACGACACAGAGCUCAAACACAUUGUUUUUGGGAUAGCCGCUACGUCCAAACUGUGGGAGAAGAGGAAGGAAUAUAUAAAGGUAUGGUGGAAGCCCAAGGAAACCAGAGGGGUGGUUUGGUUAGAUAAAAGAGUGAGAACCAGAUCAAGAAACGAAGGGCUGCCGGAGAUUCGGAUUUCCGGGGACACAUCGAAAUUCAAGUACACAAACCGUCAGGGACGGAGGUCGGCGUUAAGGAUUUCGAGAGUGGUUUCUGAGACGUUGAAACUUGGCAUGAAGGACGUGAGGUGGUUUGUUAUGGGUGAUGAUGACACGGUUUUCGUGGUGGAGAAUGUGGUGAGGAUACUUUCCAAGUAUGAUCAUAGGCAGUUCUAUUAUGUCGGGAGUUCAUCGGAGAGUCAUGUUCAGAACAUUUAUUUCUCAUACUCCAUGGCGUUUGGUGGGGGUGGAUUUGCCAUAAGCCAUCCUCUAGCGAAGGAGUUGGCAAAGAUGCAGGAUCAGUGCAUUCUGCGGUAUCCGGGGUUAUAUGGAAGCGACGACAGGAUUCAGGCUUGCAUGGCUGAGCUAGGGGUGCCACUGACCAAGGAACCUGGGUUUCAUCAGUAUGAUGUCUAUGGAGAUUUGUUAGGCCUUCUGGGAGCCCAUCCUGUCACUCCAUUGGCGUCAGUCCACCACCUUGAUGUAGUGAAACCAAUAUUCCCACACAUGACCAGAGUCAAAGCCUUACGACACCUAAUGCAAUCCAUCAAGCUUGAUUCGGCAAAUAUAAUGCAGCAAUCAAUCUGCUAUGACAAAAAAGGUUAUUGGUCCAUCUCCGUUUCAUGGGGCUAUGUGGUUCAAAUAUUGAGGGGAGUGAUUUCUCCCAGAGAACUGGAGAUGCCCACAAGAACCUUUCUUAAUUGGUAUAGAAAAGCUGAUUAUACAGCAUAUGCAUUCAACACCAGACCUGUGACCAAGCAUCCUUGUCAGAAACCCUUCAUUUUCUACAUGAGCACCUCUCGAUACGAUCGACCCAAGAAGCAAAUCGUUGGGGUUUACUCUCGUGCUAAAUCUCGCCCUCCUAGCUGUAGAUGGAACAUGGACUCACCAGAAACAAUUGAGUCCGUAGUUGUCAUAAAAAGACCAGAUCCUCUUCGCUGGCAGAAGUCACCAAGAAGGGAUUGUUGUAGAGUUCUGCCAUCACAGAGGAGAUCAACAAUGUACUUGUGGGUGGGCAAUUGUCGAGAUGGUGAAAUUAGUCAGUUGUAGCAGCAUCAAGAGAUGUGCUUCAAUCAGUUUUACUCACCGGAUGCGCUUCAGCCUCAUCAUUGCUUAUGAGAUUAAGUGGAACUGAGGCAACUGGUGACGUGGCCACUGCCAGGACAAGAAGGUCAAUCUGAGUAUCAUUGAUGGGGGGUGACCUCUCAACUCGAUGUAUAGAUGUAAUUUUACCAUCCUUGAACGUUAUAUUCACUGUUUUCAAGCAAACAAAGAUUACAAAUUUAUUAGGUACCUUGAAAUAAUGACAAUAUUAAUCAAUUUACAAAUUUCUUGAGUAAACCAAUAUCUGUUA